AUGACGACGUGGUGCCGGCCGGACCGAGCAUCUUCUGCUUUAAAUCUGCGAGCAUCGUGUCUGUCGAGUGCCGGCUCAGUGGCUGCCCUUCCAUCCAGCAUUGCCAACAGUAAGCGCAAUCAUCGUCGUCAUCACGUUCGCUAUUCGUCCACACGACGUGCAAGUGAUUCAUCGCCGUGCUCCGACCGGCAUCAAACAGCGGCCGCGUCGCGUCAUUCCAUCGCCGACAUCCUCGGCUGGAAAACUCAUCCGGCUGAUUGCGCGCCACUGGCCAACAGCCUCGCCUCCGGCAUUUGCAAAAUCGAGCGCGAAAGGGACGGCCAUCCGUUCGAGCCACUCGUUUUAAGUGAGCGACAUCGUUGCGACGACGACGACUACGACGACGGUAGCGAAGAGGAGCGAGACGGGAUGGCGUCCGACUGCGUCGACGUGGCCGAUAUGAUGAACAUUAGUGACGAGCCACUGGACUUGAGCCUGGACAAGAGCAAAUGUCGCCAACGUGAAAGGGAACGUGAGAGCGGGACGCCCAUCAAACGGGCCAAAGGACUGGUGGUGGACGCCAUGGAGCCGGCCAGUGACCCAGGGACGGACGAGGGCGACAUGGACGGCGUCGGACAGUGGGGCAACGUCCAGCCGCAUUUGCAGAUGGCCGCCAACUUCUCGACGGUGCUCCAGUACUAUUUGACGGCUGCCCGUCUGUGGCAGACGAGUGAAGUGAUGCGGUGUCAGGAAUCCCAACAGAGGGCCGGCGGAGAGACGGACAGUGAGGCCAAUGACGACGGACACGCGUCCGACACCAACGCGGCGGCCGCGGCGGCCGUCGUAGCGGCAGCCGUGGCUGCCGCCGGAAGCGAUUCAGCCGGAAUUGUUUUCCCCGUCCAGUCACAGCAGCAGCAACAACAGCAGCAACAACAACAACAAUCGAACAGCAACGGUGGCGGCAACAAGCGCAGGAAGAACAAGGACAGUCACCACCAUCAGAACAUGGUCAUGGUGGCCGAUUUGGUCAAUUCCGGCGGUGCGGAUUCAGCUAACGGCCAAUCGCGUCCGCGCAAAACGCGCACCACCUUCACGGGUAAACAGCUUUUCGAAUUGGAGCGCAUUUUUGAACAGAAGAAAUAUUUAUCGUCCAACGAACGUCAGGAAGUCGCCCGUCUGCUCAACGUCACCGGUUCCCAGAUCAAAAUUUGGUUCCAAAAUCGACGGACCAAGUGGAAGAAGCAGGAUCCUAAUACAGCGGCUGAACUUGCGCAGCUCAAGUCGGCCAGCCGCAGUUCUCAACAGGGCACCUCAACAUCGUCGUCGGUGGCCGCCGCGCCCAAAGGCAAAAACGGCGACGAUCAGCCGGGAUCGGCCAAUGCAAACGACGAUAUCGCCAGCGCUGGCGAUAACGACGAGAUCAAUAGCGACGACGCUCUAUCUCCACCGGCGCCACGAUCGCCUUCUUCCGUCUAAAAAUAUUUAAAAAACAAAACAAAACAAAAAACAGAAAAA
Messenger RNA from Daphnia magna, 1494 nucleotides. RefSeq names its product homeobox protein Hox-B2a. Gene Ontology annotation, cellular component: nucleus. The coding region runs from base 1 to 1455 and encodes 484 amino acids. The transcript is spliced from 2 exons. NCBI's taxonomy places the organism in Eukaryota, Metazoa, Arthropoda, Branchiopoda, Diplostraca, Daphniidae. Gene Ontology annotation, molecular function: DNA-binding transcription factor activity, RNA polymerase II-specific; RNA polymerase II cis-regulatory region sequence-specific DNA binding. Gene Ontology annotation, biological process: regulation of transcription by RNA polymerase II; cell differentiation. The record is from RefSeq and is a predicted model, not a curated record.